AAGAAUGCCAAGACUGCGGUCACCACUAGCCAUCAACCCAGCAUCUUCCCCGUUCGUUUGAUCGCAGUCUUUUAGCUUGUACACAAAAGCUGAAAACAACGGCCCGCAGUUUGGCGACGAGCAUUUAAGUGAACUGUUGCCUAUGCACCAUUUUGAAUAAAAAUGACGUGUUUAUUGCUUGACAACGCCGGAUGAGAGGAUAUACCUUGGUGGCGAUGGCGCUGCAUAUUUAGAACUAGAAUGAUAGGUAACAUUACUGCUAUGAUACUCGCCUUCAGAAAUUUUGGUUGCCAUGUGUGGCAGUGUGUUGGUUUCCUGAAAUAAGACUAGUUUAGCCAAAAAAGUUCGUCUGAAACACCUGGACGGAUCAUUUAAUCGACUUGACGAAAGUACUGUGGCUAACUGGCUAAGUGGAUCAACUUGUCGAGCAGGGACAGCUAUGGCAAACGAGCGCACCGCCCUGCUUGACCAUGGAGUGUACAGUGUACAGAGUGAAUCUGAGAUCUCCGGCUCAGGGCAGCAGGGAAAUGGCUUUGUCCACACAAGUGGUCACAGCGCCACCCCCCGCAGCCUCAACACCUUCUUCGGUGUGAUAGUACCCACCGUGCUCUCUAUGUUCAGCAUCGUACUGUUCCUCAGAACCGGGUUCGUUGUUGGGCAUGCCGGGCUCCUCCAGGGACUUCUCAUGCUGGCUGUGGCCUAUUUCAUCAUCUCUCUGACGAUACUGUCCAUUUGUGCCAUUUCCACCAAUGGGGCAGUGGAGGGGGGUGGGGCUUAUUAUAUGAUCAGUCGAUCCCUGGGGCCAGAGUUUGGCGGUAGCAUUGGACUCAUGUUCUACCUGGCCAAGGUUUGCGCAUGUGGAGUCUAUAUUCUGGGACUGGUCGAAGCCAUACUGAACAUUUUUGGGCGGGACCCAGGCUCUGCGGUCUCAGAGGGGAUACGGGUCCUGCCUCAGGGCUACUGGUACACGGUGCUGUACGCGGCCGUCGCGCUACAGCUCUGCCUGCUGGUCUGCCUGGUGGGAGCUCACGUGUACUCCCGCGCCUCCUUCCUCAUCCUGCUGGUGGUGACCUUCGCCCUGCUGUCCGUCCUGAUCAGCCCCCUGGUCGUGUGGCCUCGCGAGUUCUCCAUCAGCCACCAGUGCCCCACUAACGGGACCUGCGUCUACAACGCCACUUACACAGGCUUCAACUCCACCACCCUGAGAAGGAACCUUGGACCGGGAUAUUCUCUUGAUUACAGCACCAACACUGUCAUGUCCUUUGCCACUGUGUUUGCGGUCAUGUUUACCAGCUGCACAGGAAUCAUGGCUGGGGCAAACAUGUCAGGGGAACUGAAGAAUCCCAGUGUGGCAAUUCCAAAAGGCACGAUCAUUGCGGUUUUGUACACCUUCUGUGUGUAUGUUAUCCUCUUCAUCCUGGUCAGCUCCACGUGUGACAGGGCUCUGUUGACCCUGGACUAUGGCUUCCUCCAGCGCAUCAACGUUUGGCCGCCCUUCGUCAUCAUUGGGGUAUACUGUGCCUCCCUCUCAGCCGCCAUGUGCUCCCUGAUUGGAGCGUCCCGAAUUUUGCAUGCUCUCGCGCUGGACCAGGUCUUUGGAUUGCCGUUGGCGCCGGCGGCCAUUACCUCCAAGUCAGGGAACCCUUGGGUGGCAGUUCUGUACACCUGGGCGCUGGUUCAGUGUGUGGUUUUUGCUGGGCAGCUGAACUUCAUCGCUGGGCUGGUCACAGUCUUCUACUUGCUGGCCUAUGCUGCGGUUGACCUGGCCUGCCUCUCACUUGAAUGGGCAUCGGCUCCUAACUUCAGGCCGACAUUCCAGUUCUUCUCCUGGCACACCUGUCUGCUGGGCAUCAUAAGCUGUUUGGUGAUGAUGUUUGUCAUCAACCCUGUCUACUCCUCUGCCAGCAUUGUGGUGCUACUGGUCCUGCUCCUCAUCCUCCACUACAGAUCUCCCACCAGCAGCUGGGGUUACAUCAGCCAAGCACUCAUCUUCCACCAGGUACGUAAAUACCUGCUGAUGUUGGAUGUGCGGAAGGAGCAUGUAAAGUUCUGGAGGCCACAGGUGUUGCUGAUGGUGGCCAACCCCCGGUCCUCCUGCCAGCUCAUCACCUUCAUCAACCAGCUGAAAAAGAGCGGGCUCUUUGUGCUGGGACACGUGCAGUUGGGAGUUCUGGACGCCUUGCCCUCGGAUCCCAUCAAGCCCCAGUAUACCUUCUGGCUGAGUCUAGUAGACAAGCUGGGGGUGAAGGCCUUUGUGGACCUCACUCUGUCUCCCUCUGUCAGACAGGGGACCCAGCACCUGCUGCGAAUCACAGGACUGGGAGGCAUGAAGCCCAAUACCCUGGUGUUGGGUUUCUAUGACAACUCUGUCCCGGAGGAUUACUUCCUGCAGGACCCUGCAUUCUCCUCGGGAUCCAGGGGAAAUGCGAGCAGCAGGGGGAGCGACGAUUUUGGGGUGGACCUGGCCUCCCUGCAAGCCCACUUCCCCCCCGUCCGGGGCACGGAGUGCCCGCGCUGCCUUUCCCCGGAGGAGUACGUGGGCAUCGUCUCGGACGCCAUUAAAAUGGGCAAGAACGUCUGCCUGGGCCGCUACUUCUUUCAGCUGGAGGGCGAGUGGGCCGCGCCCAAAAGCGACGGGGCGGGGCGGACCGUCGACGUGUGGCCGCUGGACCUGCUGCAGCCGGAGACAGGCGGGUGCGUGGACGUCUGCAGCCUCUUCCUGCUUCAGAUGGCCUGCAUUCUCAACAUGUGCCCCCGGUGGCGACGCGCCAGGCUCCGGAUCUUUCUGUGCGUGGAGUCCUCCUCGGGCGACCAAGGCUGGAUGGUGAAGGAGGAGACCCUGCGCGACCUGCUGGGGAAACUGCGAAUCCGGGCCUCCAUAAAGAUCGUGCCGUGGGACGCUGUGGUGAAGCUCCACAGAGAGGGGAGGGAGCCGUUGGCCUCCACACUGGGGGAGACGCACACGGCCGACCGAACGAGCCCUCCCUCCGAUGCCCCGGAGAGCUUCUUGUCGGGGGUGAAUGGACUGCUCCUGGAGCACAGUGCCCAAGCUGCGGUCCGUUUCCUGUAUUUGCCGAGCCCCCCUGCAGACUCCAGCCAAUCCCAGCAGUACCUGGCUCAGCUGGAAGCUGUAACCCGUGACCUAGGCCCCACCCUCCUGAUCCAUGGUCUCACAAAAGUCACUUGCACUGAGCUCUGAAAAUGCUCGCGUGUGUGCAUGUGUGGGAUGGAGAGAGGGAGAAAUGCAACCCAGCGGUUAAGCUUUAACUAUGUUGGUACAUUCCCCAUUUGCUGUAUGCUGUAUAUAUUGUUAUUGUUAUGCUCAGGGUUUUUCUCUUUUACAAGGUAAGUGAGCUUUUAUGAAGCCACUUUUAUGAUGGCAUAGUUGCUUGGUUGCAAGCAGGCAUCUUGCAGUACACUUUAAGAAUGUUACAGAAUUAAGAACGAGGGAAAUGUUUUCCCUGGUGCAAAACUAAAUUUGCAAGAGGGUUAUAUAUCACCUUUUCCAGGCUCAACGGCGAAUUAUCAAGUAAAAGAAAUGGAAAAGAAAGACAUGGUUAAGCAAAAUUACAAAUCUAGUAUACACACUAGCUUUGUGGAGUAAGUGCCAAUUAUUGGCUAUGGAUAACUAGCUAGGAAUAUGAUGGCAAGCUGUCAUGUUAUUUUUCCAGCAAGUAAAAAUAAAUAAAAAGAGAACCAAAAAAUUUAAACAUGACAUGGUUAGUUGCUGCCUAACCAGCUAGCUUGAAUGUACUGCCAUGAAUGCUAUGCCAAUUUAUCUCUCUGCCAAUGUCAGACUUUUCUGUGCUUUAGUCUGUGUAAUAUCGUUAAUAACUAAACCAAAUCGAAAGGACCACACUGAAAUGUUCUUAUUCACCCUAUAAAAUCAUGACAGUUGACAAUCCAGGUCAAAACGAACAUUUAUAUUUAUGUGUAACUGAGAUUAACUUUCAAGAUGAUCAUAUGUUACAGGAAAAAAGGUUACUUAAGUUUUUUUUCAUCUGUAUAUUUUUUAUAAUUUGUAGGAAUUGCUGAUAUGAGCAUAGUGUAAACUGUGUAGUGAUAUUUCUGUUUCUCGGUUUAUCUUCAAGAUAAUGUCACUUGUCAUCCGUAUUUAGGGGACCAGUGCUCUUUUUACUGCAGUGCCUAGAUAAUGGGCUUCCUGAUCCUAUAGUUACUUUAAAGGCUUUAAAUCCAAAGUGACUUUCAUCAAGUGCUUUAGAGAUUGGUUAGAAUUGUAAACCAGCUGACAAUCUGUGGCCCACUUGUGAGAAUGCCAGAAUUUGUUUUUGCACAUUACUGUUGAAGAUAAUCAGGCAAAAAUAAAAUGCACUGCUGGAAAAUACCUCACUGAAUGUGUUGUAGCAGGACUGUAACUAAACUGGAUUAAACUGCCGAUGUGUGGGAA
This is a messenger RNA of Conger conger (European conger), 4408 nucleotides long. RefSeq names its product solute carrier family 12 member 9-like. The transcript is spliced from 14 exons. The coding region runs from base 440 to 3199 and encodes 919 amino acids. Gene Ontology annotation, biological process: potassium ion homeostasis; cell volume homeostasis; potassium ion import across plasma membrane. The record is from RefSeq and is a predicted model, not a curated record. Gene Ontology annotation, molecular function: potassium:chloride symporter activity. Gene Ontology annotation, cellular component: membrane. Lineage: Eukaryota; Metazoa; Chordata; Actinopteri; Anguilliformes; Congridae.